This is a messenger RNA of Microdochium trichocladiopsis, 2127 nucleotides long. RefSeq names its product P-loop containing nucleoside triphosphate hydrolase protein. Gene Ontology annotation, molecular function: ATP hydrolysis activity; ATP binding. Bases 1 to 2127 code for a protein of 708 amino acids. The transcript has a single exon. NCBI's taxonomy places the organism in Eukaryota, Fungi, Ascomycota, Sordariomycetes, Xylariales, Microdochiaceae. The record is from RefSeq and is a predicted model, not a curated record.
AUGGCGCCUUCAGAGGUGAUUGAUGAGGUACCAUCUGGCACCACUACUCAAAAAGUCACCGGAGGCAAAGUCAUUGCCAAGGUCAAUGGUGUGAAUGGUAUCAACGGCCAUGCAUCAGAGACCGAGAAAGAUGAAAAGGAUAUCACGAGCGCUUCAGAUGAGAACAAAGCUGAGGAUGCUGCCGAGCAGAAGGAAGAGGAUAAGACCAUGAAGUGCGAGAUCAAGCAUCUGGACCGGAGGUACGACGAUGACGACGAGCAGUAUUACGAGGAGCGCAAGAAGGAGGUCCAGGCGCCCGAGCAGCAGGACUGGUGGGAACUCUACGCUUUCUGCAUUGUCCGACACUUCCACGCCAGCGGCGACUACGCAUUCACCAAGCUCGUCGUCAACCCGGAGCCGCUCCGCAAGCUCCUUCAUGACCUCAUCGGUGACUAUCCCGGCUUCAACCUGGAUCUCGACGACAUGCAGAUCUCGAGCCCGUACCACUCGCUCUUCCACUACCGCAAGGAGAUUGAGGAGGAGGGCCGCAAGCGGUUCGCCGAUGACGAGGCGUCGCUGGCCCAGCAUGCCCUGCUCAUCGACUGGAUCAACAAGCACUUUGAGCUAGACAUUGCAGCGUACGAGCAGUGCGUUAGUGCCAAGGUCAAGAGCAUUGCCUUCGAGCACCUGUGGACCCUCUUCCCCGCCGGCAAGAUUGUCCACGCCAAGGUCAUGAACCACACUCGCGCCUUCCGCGUCAAGAGCAACUGGUACGAUGAGGGUGAGAUCCCUGGCCUGGGCGUCAACGUUUCCUACAUCGAUUACGACGGCGAGCGGCUGGGCACGCGGAGGAUGGACCUCUUCCUGCACAAGUACGCCAACCGCCACGAGCUCACCGACCUUGACGUCAUGCCGCUCGACCUCGACGACGACGCCGAGAACCUCCGCGCCGAACUUCUCGAGCGCGGCCGCAAGUUUGAGAGCCUCGUCGGCGGACAGCACCUCAGGCAAUACAGCGGCCUUGCGAUCAAGAAGAAGGAGAUGGGUUAUGCCCGGUUCGAUGUCAGCGGUCGCGUCAUGAUCGACGUCAAGACGUUCCACCGGCUCGAGGCCAACGAUUCUUUCAACGUCAAGGAGCUCCCCUACGACAAGGCUGCCCGUGCGUACCGUCUCGCGCGCAAGGCUGCCAAGGAAAACUUUGUCGAGGGUAGCGCGCGCAGGUUUGACCCGCUGAGUGACGAGGAUGCGUGUCUUACCAAUUCCACGGUACGCGGAUACUCCUUUGCUGUCAAGCGGUUUCUCGAGUUCUAUGUAGAUCAGCUCAGUGACAUUGAGUGGAACGACAACUGCUUCGACCAGCUCGUGCUUGACGAGGGCACCAAAAAGACCGUCCAGGCGCUUGUGUCGAGUCACUCCCGCGACCGAGAGACCUUUGAUGAUAUUGUCAAGGGCAAGGGCCAGGGCCUCGUCUGCGUGCUACACGGUCCACCUGGUGUCGGCAAGACCUUGACCGCGGAAUGCGUGGCCGAGUACGUGCGCCGGCCCUUGUUCAUGGUGAGCUCGGGCGACCUGGGCUCGACCAGCUCGUCGCUGGACGCCGAGCUGACCAAGAUUAUGGACAUGACUUCGACAUGGCGGGCGGUACUACUCAUCGACGAGGCUGACAUCUUCCUCGAGCGGCGCUCGCUGCACGACCUGCACCGCAACGCCAUGGUGUCCGUGUUCCUCCGCGUCCUCGAGUACUAUUCGGGUAUCCUGUUUCUCACGACCAACCGCGUCAACACAUUCGACGAGGCCUUCAAGUCCCGCAUCCACAUUCCCAUCCGCUACACGGAUCUGUCAGUGGAGUCGCGUGCGACGAUCUGGCGCAACUUUUGCAAGCGCGUGCCCGGCGGCGUCGACAUUGACGAUAAGGGUAUCGCCAAGCUCGCAGAGCACGAGCUCAACGGGCGGCAGAUCAAGAACGUGCUCAAGGCGGCCGAGAGCCUGGCCGCAUUCGACGGGGUCAAGCUUGACAUGAAACAGCUUGAGCAGGUCACCAAGAUCCAGGCCGUCUUCGAGAAGGACCUUAACAGUGUCGCGGAGAUUGACUACACCGCCCCGGGCUCUUCUCGCAAGGACGCGGACCGGCGCAACAUGUUCUUGUAA